Molecule: messenger RNA, 192 nt
Organism: Clunio marinus
Lineage: Eukaryota; Metazoa; Arthropoda; Insecta; Diptera; Chironomidae
Source: the annotation of a GenBank genome assembly
AUGAAACCAUUUGAAAGUCGAGAAACUUUUAAAUCCAAAAUGUGCUUGCUUUAUUUAUUUAUUGGAAGAUGCCAGCAAAAACAAACGAAACUCAUCAGCAAAAAUGUUUCGGUUCCCAAUUUGAAAGUUUUUGAAGCAAAAGCAGCAGAAAAAAAACCAACUUCGAAAACAGCAGCAGAGAGGGAAAAUUGA